ACGAGGACACAUUCUCUUUGUGGAAAAGUAAAAGUCAUUGGAGAUGUCUCAGUUGUUGCGCAAACUUUUCUCACUACGCACUAUGAUCUGACAGGAAGUGACGACAUUUAUCAGAACGAGGAAGGAGGUGUGUGUUUAGGCAAGUGUUUAAAAGGUGUUGCGUUGGUUGUGGCGUUUGAGCUGGGAUUCAAGGUUCUUCCAACAUGCAGGUCAAAAUGAAUCUGUUUGGCUGUUGUGGGCUGAUACUGGCAUUUCUCUUGAGCUGCUCAGAAGCCAUGCAGAGAGCUGUUUCUCCCCAAGGAACAGACUGUACACAGAUUAAGAUUCAAUCACCACAAGCAUCCAGUGGGGUUUAUGUGAUCCAACCUACUGGAAUCAAGUACUCUUUCAAGGUGUAUUGUGAGAUGCGUCCUGAUGGAGGCUGGACGGUGUUUCAGAGACGCACUGGAGGAGCGGUGACUUUCAACAGAAAAUGGGCAGCAUAUAAAAAUGGCUUUGGAAACCUGACACAGGACCACUGGCUGGGUCUGAGGAAGGUUUUUGUCAUUACCAAAAACAAAUCCAAGAAGUGGACCCUGAGGGUGGACCUAUGGGACCAUGAAGAUGGCUCUGCUUUUGCUGAGUACAAGAACUUUAGACUGGGAAAUGAGAAAAGCGCUUUCAAACUGCAAGUUGGGAAAUACAGUGGGGAUGCAGGUGACGCCAUCCGUGGUGCCUAUGCAGGAAUCGACCAAAACGGCUUUGGCUUCAGCACCACUGACCGUGACAAUGACGGCUGCUCUCCAUGUAUAUUUGGUGACAUUGCUGAAGCAGAGUGUGCCUCCUCAGAGGGCGGCGGCUGGUGGUACAGCCGGUGUGGCUCUGCCAGUCUAAAUGGUGACUGGCAUCCUUCUGGUAACCACAUUGGUUGGGCUUCAGGCCUCCACUGGCUCACCUGGAAACCUCCUGCACCCUACUCAGCCAAGGCCUCCAGAAUGAUGAUCAAGUCUAUGUGAGAGGAUCUCUGGCUGUUCUGCUAAAUUUCUAAAUAUUGAGAUCACUUAUUUCCAACCAUACUUGCACAUGUGGAAAAAAAAAAAAAAAAAAAGUUAGAGGAAUAUGUGAAAAAAAAAUCCCUCAUGGGUGUAGGUCUUUGCAUGCCAGUUUCAGUUUCCAUCAUAAAUAAAACAUAUUUUACUUGUCUUUGUUUUUCUGCACGUCUGCUACAUCAACAGGUUGGAGUUGUUGUCUUAUGGUGUCAGUUCAUUUCAGGAUUAAAAGUGUUUCUGAGAUAUCUGUAAGAAUAAUAAAAAGUUUCUCCAUGAAAAUCUG
This is a messenger RNA of Melanotaenia boesemani (Boeseman's rainbowfish), 1311 nucleotides long. Its product is annotated as angiopoietin-related protein 5-like. The coding region runs from base 204 to 995 and encodes 263 amino acids. NCBI's taxonomy places the organism in Eukaryota, Metazoa, Chordata, Actinopteri, Atheriniformes, Melanotaeniidae. Gene Ontology annotation, biological process: angiogenesis; Tie signaling pathway. Gene Ontology annotation, molecular function: receptor tyrosine kinase binding. The transcript is spliced from 7 exons. The record is from RefSeq and is a predicted model, not a curated record.